UAUUUUUAAUAAUCCGUAAAGAUUUUGUAUAGUGUGAUCACAAUUUAUUAAAUUUCGAUGUUUCUGGCUUAGGAAAAACAAUAAAGAAUUUUCAAGAAGUUGAUCAUCCCGACCUUUUUCACUUGCCAGUGGUUGAUGAAUCAUACAUCUUGUCACAUCAAUUUAAAGGAGAAACUUCUGAAAAGGGCACCCUCAUGCGUGGUGAUCAUCCGUUAGUCCUUAUACAUGACGAAAUAAAUAAAUAUACAACCACCUCUCUCCACGAUCCAAUGAAGAGGAUUAAGUUAUUAUGCAACGCUUGUUCAAAACCAAUUGCAAAAAUACCAUUUUAUAAAAGCUCCAAAGAGGAUGACUUUGUUCUCCACGAUUGGUGCACCCGGCUACCCAAGACGCUAAGAAGCCAUUCGGCUCACCCAGAACAUCCACUUUGGCGUAGUCGAUUAGAAUAUACAGGUUCUGCAGUCAAAUGUAGGAUUUGUGGAUUGCCUUGCAAUGGGUUUUAUUAUCGUUGCGUAGUGUGUGAUUACAGGAUUGAUGUUAAUUGCGCAUUUAUGCCUAAAGAAAUUACACAUGAAGCACAAGCGGAUCACUUGCUUACAAGAAUAGAAUCAAGCCGUAGCGGUGUAUCUAAGAAGGAAUGUCGUGCAUGUCGUGUAAGUAUAGGUGAAAGUGAGACUUAUUUUAAAUGUAAUGCCUGUGAUUUCUAUUUGGACUGCCAGUGUGCUUUGCAAUUGCCUAAAACAAUUAUGCAUAAGUUUGACAAGCACCCCCUGCAACUGAGCUAUGCACCGAUUGAGGACCACAAAAGUCAAUACUUCUGUGAAGUUUGUGAGGAGGAGCUUGAUCCUGGAAAGUGGUUCUAUCAUUGUGCAGAGUGUGCACAAUCCGUUCACUCGGCAUGUGCUCCAUUAAUACUUCAGUCUGAACAAGGUGUUAAUUCUUUCUAUUUAGAAGGUGUUUAUAAGUUCAUUAACAUCAAGUUUGGGCAUGUUGAAAAACGACAUUUUCACCAACAUCCUGUGUCACUUGCUCCGGGCACUGAGAAUGAUGGUUUAUGCCAUGAGUGCGGAAGCAAAUUGCAAUCCGAGAUGAUCUGGAAGUGCUUACAUUGUAACUUUGCUUGCCAUUGUUACCAUGAGCUUACAUCAUUACUCGACCCCUUUUUGGGCCAAAGAUUAAUUUAUAUACUUGGGGAAAACAAGCGUGUGAUAAAGCAACAUAGACCUCAAACAAGCUUAGAAUUUUAUCCAAGUGAAAUGAUGAGACCAGAGACCCGUCAUUGGAAGGUUGAUGAUGAUAUCCAAUAAGUCUUAUCGCCAUAUCAUCGGUUUCACCAGUUGAAUGUAAGGGAUUACUGUAUCAGUGAUUGAUGUACCAUGAGUUUAUUUGUAUUUUGUAAUAUUUCGGUUAUUUGUAUAUAUUCCAAUUUCCAUUCAAUCAAUGGUUAUGUAAUUUUUAUAUAGAGUCCUUUCAAUCAA
This is a messenger RNA of Helianthus annuus (common sunflower), 1478 nucleotides long. RefSeq lists its product as uncharacterized. The coding region runs from base 195 to 1307 and encodes 370 amino acids. The record is from RefSeq and is a predicted model, not a curated record. NCBI's taxonomy places the organism in Eukaryota, Viridiplantae, Streptophyta, Magnoliopsida, Asterales, Asteraceae. The transcript has a single exon.